Entrophospora sp. SA101 is the source of this 189-nucleotide messenger RNA. NCBI's taxonomy places the organism in Eukaryota, Fungi, Glomeromycota, Glomeromycetes, Entrophosporales, Entrophosporaceae. The record is from the annotation of a GenBank genome assembly.
AUGGCAUUGGAUAGUUUUAACCAGCUGCCAACAGAUGUUGUUUGUACAACUUGCAAUAAAGCAAUUGCAAACACUUUUUUCAAUUAUCAAGAUGCUAAUCCUGAUAGGACUAAACGAUUUGCCACUCCAGUAGCUAGCGUUAAAUCCAUUUUGGGAAAUAAAUGUGGUGCAGACUUUACAAGUAAGUGA